Messenger RNA from Clunio marinus, 1181 nucleotides. The record is from the annotation of a GenBank genome assembly. Lineage: Eukaryota; Metazoa; Arthropoda; Insecta; Diptera; Chironomidae.
GCAAAGCUUAAUCUUGUUUUAGUUUUAAUGCUAGUCAGUGCUUCGCUCCGUGUUGAAAGCGAGAGUAAACUUGAACCGACCGCAUAAUUUUUCUUCGCUCUAUUGGGAUUUAAAUUGAGUGUUAAAUAAAAGAAAAUGUUGAAAUUUUCGAUUUUUGUGUUGUUCAGCCUUGGCUGUUCUUGCAUUGCACAGAAACAAUACACAACGCCAGUGCCAAUUCUUAAACAGAUCAACCGCCACAAUGAAGAUGGCAGUUAUAGUUAUGGCUAUGAAGCAGCUGAUGGAAGUUUCAAAAUUGAAACAAAAUCUGCAACUGGCGAGGUGAAGGGAAAGUACGGCUACGUUGAUGACAGUGGAAAUUUAAGAGAAGUUGCAUAUGGUGCAAAUCAGAACGGCUUCCAUCCAUCUGGAGAUGGAAUUAGUGUUGCACCAGCAGCCCCACAUUCCGACAGCCAAUAUCCACCAUUGCAACCUGGUGAAAUCGACGACGGUCAAUACCGUGAAGAUCCAGCAAUUUACAACGAUCCAAGAUAUCAUUCAAAGCCCAGUAAAUCUUCACAGUUCCGUGUCAAUGCAUCUCCUGCACCAGCUCGUCCUUCUCAAACAUAUUCAUAUUCUUCACAGCCAGCUCAACAAGCAGCACCUGCAGUUCCUUACAGAUCACAAUUUCAACAACAGCAACCACAAUAUGAACAACCAAUUACCCAAACUCAAAGACCUUACUAUCAGACACGUUUCUCAGCACCAGUUGCAGCAGCUCCAAUUGCACCAGCCCCAGUUGCACCUGCACAAAACUACUACCAACCACAACCAAACUAUUACAAUCCACCAAGCAAUAAUAAUUAUUACCAACAAUCGAACAACAACGUUGACAUCUUUCGUGGUCAUCCAGCAACAAACUUAGACUUGGCAACAGGCUCGUAUUCCGUUACAUAUGGAUAAACUUAAUUAGUUAAUUCAUCAUAUUCAUUAAAAAAAACUUUUUUCUCUUUUCACAAAAAGCACUGCCAAAAAUAUUUUAAUGAUUAAUUAAAAAGAAUUUUAAAACGAAUGAAAGAAAAAAACACGAUGACAUUGAUAUCUUGUUACCUGCCUGCCAUACCGAACUGAUUUAAUAAAAAAGAGUUGGUAAACAUUCCAAUAAAGAAAAAGAAACAUGCAAUUGAAUUGUUUCAGCAAGU